Messenger RNA from Rhodamnia argentea, 1269 nucleotides. Its product is annotated as UPF0496 protein At1g20180-like. The record is from RefSeq and is a predicted model, not a curated record. NCBI's taxonomy places the organism in Eukaryota, Viridiplantae, Streptophyta, Magnoliopsida, Myrtales, Myrtaceae. The transcript has a single exon. The coding region runs from base 156 to 1133 and encodes 325 amino acids.
UUACUCUUGCUUCAUGCUUCUCUUUAUGCUUAUGUAAACUUUCCGCCCCGAACAUCUUCUUUCCUUCGAGUAAAUUCAGCGCGGAUUGAUCUCGAACGUUAUUCCAAAUCGAUCAGUGAGAUGAUGUAGCUCUCUGUUUCUCAGGAAGAUGGUCCAUGGAACGUGCCAACAGCCUGUGCAGCGAUUCGAGCAUCAAUAAGGAAUACAGGAGAGCAUUCAGGACCAAAUCUUAUGUGGAAAUCUGCAACAUAGUGCAGGACCAGCUCGGAAAGCCCAGUACCUUAAAGCUUUCCCCUGCCCCAUCUAAGAGCAGGAGCUCCUACUUGCAUCUAUCCCAGAACCUACUCUCGCCUCGGCAAGAGACCCUGACAGAGUGGAUCAAGACAUUAGACUUGCAUCCUCUCAUCAUCGACUACUUCGAAUACAGCCUGGAGGCAUGCCGAAUGUGCGAACUACUCAUCCUAGGUGUCCAUCAGACCCGAGCUAAUAACCGACGGAUCAAAAGGGCGAUCAAGCUAACCAAGAAGGUAAAUGAUGCGAUGAGCGGUACUGAUCAUCAAUGCGGGAUGAUAUGCGAAGAGCUAUCUGUAUUUUCGCAAUGCAGGAAUCCAUUUUACCUAGUCAGCAAGGAGAAGUUCCAUGAUGUUCAUCAAGCAUUUGCCACACUGCUUCAGAAAUUGAAAGCCAAGCACAAGAAGACGAUGAGGAGGGCGAAACUGAAACGAAUCGCAAUUUCAAUGGGGUUGAUGGGUUGCACAGUGGGACUACAUAAGACGAGGACCAAGCCGGUCCGGGGAAAUCCUAAGAUGACCAGGCAAGAAGUACUCGGCGCGCAGCUUGAUGAGGCUGCAAAGGGCCUCUUUAUUUUAAUCGCUAACAUAGGUACCAUGAGUGUAGUGGCGGAAAACUUGUAUGACGAGGUUGAGCACAUGAAACGACUUGCCAACAUGUGUGUGCAGAGCAGGAAGAGCGAGAUUUUAAAGGAGGUGGUAAAGGGAUUCGCUCAUCAUAAUACCUCCUUCCUGGAGCAAUUAGAGGAGCUGGAAAACCAUGCCUGCCUUUGCCUACACGACAUUAACGCGUCCAGGAGAUCCAUCAUGCAAGAAAUAAUGGUGCCUCAACAAUUUAGAUGACGGGGAAAUGGGGUGAUAGAUGAAUCAUUUCAUAAGAAAUGACAUCAUACCGUGAUGUUUUCGGCGCAAUAAUCUUUUGCGCAAACUGGAUCUUCCCUGAAUCAGGCAAAAUAGCUGCUAUUAAGGCUUUGGCAAG